UUUUUAGGUAAGAACCCCAGGACCAAAGCACCCAAGAUCCAACGACUUGUUACGCCACGUGUCCUACAACACAAACGUCAUCGUAUUGCUCUGAAGAAACAACGAACAAAGAAAAACAAGGAGGAGGCAGCAGAAUACGCUAAGCUUUUGGCCAAGAGAAUGAAGGAAGCCAAAGAAAAGCGCCAGGAACAGAUCGCCAAGAGACGCAGGCUGUCUUCGCUGAGAGCUUCUACUUCUAAGUCAGAGUCCAGUCAAAAACAAGUCUUUAAGGAUAACAAAUAAAUAAUCACACAUUGAGUCUCUGUUA
Cricetulus griseus (Chinese hamster) is the source of this 307-nucleotide messenger RNA. The record is from RefSeq and is a predicted model, not a curated record. NCBI's taxonomy places the organism in Eukaryota, Metazoa, Chordata, Mammalia, Rodentia, Cricetidae.